AUCAAAGUGAAAACAUAACCAAGAAACUCAACUCAAUAAUAAUAAUUGAUAUGGGUUCCGAGAAUGUAUACAAAUCAAAUGAGCUCUUUGAAGCUCAAACUCAUUUGUACAAUCACAUUCUUAGCUUCCUCAAACCCAUGUCCAUUAAAUGGGCUGUUGAACUUGGAAUACCAGAUAUCAUACACAAUCAUGGCCAACCCAUUACUCUUCCUCAACUUCUCUCUGUUCUUCAAAUUCAUGAAGACAAAUCUUCUCUUGUCAAGAGCCUCAUGCGUUUAUUGGCACACAAUAACUUUUUCAGAAUUGUGAAAACAGAAGGAAAAGAAGCAUACGCUCUUUCCCCACCUUCAGAGCUUCUUGUCAAAGACACUGACCAUUGUUUAUCUUCAAUGGUUAAUUUGUUAACUAACCCAAAUGUAGUUAAUUUGUAUAAUCAUUUGGGUAAAUGGACUUUUGGGGAAAAGUCAUCAAUCUUUGAGAAUACAUCAGACACAGGAGAUUAUUGGGGUUUUGUUCAUCAAAAUCCAAAAAGUUUGAAGUCAUUCAAUGAGGCUAUGGAAAGUGAUUCUCAUGUGGUGAGGUUGGCUUUGAAAGAUUGCAAGUCUAUUUUUGAAAGUUUGGAUUGUUUGGUUGAUGUUGGAGGUGGAACUGGAAAUACAGCUAAAAUUAUAUGUGAGACAUUUCCUAUGUUAAAAUGCACUGUCUUGGACCUUCCACAAGUUAUAGCAGGCUUACCAACAAAUAAUAAAAAUUUGAGUUUUGUUGGUGGAGACAUGUUUGAAUCUAUCCCUGAGGCUGAUGCAGUUUUAUUAAAGUGGAUUUUACACGACUGGAAUGAUGAUGACUGUGUCAAGAUACUCCAAAAUUGUAAAAAAGCUGUUUCAAGAAAAGGCAAAGGAGGAAAAGUGGUCAUAAUAGAUAUUGUGAUAAAUGAAAAGCAAGAUAAGCAUGAAAUGACAGAAGUGAAGCUCUUCUUUGAUAUAGUUAUGAUGGCUAGUUUUAAUGGAAAAGAAAGAGAUGGGAAAAACUGGAAUGAAAUCAUCAUGAAAGCAGGGUUCACACGCUACAAAAUAUUUCCCAUAUUUGGUUUUAGGUCACUUAUUGAGGUUUAUGUUUAGUUAAACACUUGUACUUUGAGAAAUAAUUUUAUGUGUAUGUUGAACCAAAAUAGUGAUAAGUGAAAUCACUCAAAACAACCGAGUGAUAUAAGGAUGGAAGUUAGGUUACUUAAGUUUGUUUUUGUUUGGUCUUGUUAGAGCUGUCUUUUUAAAUAAAAAGUGCAUGCCAUCCAAUAAAGAAGUCAUAUAACAAUAAAUUUUAUUUCCAGCAA
Molecule: messenger RNA, 1330 nt
Organism: Cicer arietinum (chickpea)
Lineage: Eukaryota; Viridiplantae; Streptophyta; Magnoliopsida; Fabales; Fabaceae
Product: isoflavone-7-O-methyltransferase 9-like
Molecular function (GO): protein dimerization activity; O-methyltransferase activity
Source: RefSeq, a predicted model, not a curated record